UUGUACACUCAAGUACUUUCAGACAAACAAAUAUAUAUACAUAUACAGGACAAAACACAAUACACAAAUAUACGAAAGUUUCGUUAAAAUGACGGUCCACAGAUUAAGAAAGAUUCACACCAUUAGGCAGAAAAGGAGGAAACACGGGACAUGUACGCUCGAUUAUGACGAUGAGCGCCUUUGGGAAUCGGGCUACCUAAGAGCCAGGUGUAAGGAACUCAAGUUGGAGGAGGAGUAUCAGAAGUAUCAAGUUCGCCUGAUGAACAGUUACCUCGGAGUCUUCUAUAUUUUGCAUAUUGCUGUCACCGUUAUCUAUGUUGCACAGCUGUUGCUAUUGACCGACCACACGUAUCGCGUCUAUCCAGACGUUGCUACCCAUAUACUAUUAGUGGUUUUAAUGCUAUUGGUUUUGAGCGUCAAUUUCUUCGAGGACUUUGUGAUACGCCACAGAUGGGUAAGGGUGUUUACCUCGGUUGUGGCCUCACUUCUUUUAUUGACCGCAGAUUUGGGACUGAACGCAUAUCACUAUAUCGUCCACGACUGGCCCAUUAUAUCCGCAAUGGACAUAUAUUCGCUCUGCAUGAUCUACAUGUUUCUGCCGAUUCCCUCCAUUAGGGCGGCAGCUCUCCUUGCGCUCUUCGUCAGUGUGUUGUAUGUGUUGUAUUACUUCCAAGUGGUCUACUUCCUCUCGAAGUACGCCUCUCGUUCCGCUCACACCUAUGACUUGUUCAUGUUGGACGUCUUCCACUAUUUUGGUUUUAACGUGAUGGGAAUUUUCUUCCGCAUGAUGAACGACACUAUGGUUCGGUCGUCAUUCCUCGACCGCCAUCAGUUCAUCAUGGAGGAGAAUUGGCUGCGCGACGCCCUGCACCAAGAGGCAAAGCUGCUGCACAACAUUUUGCCGCCACAGAUCGCCAAGACAUACAUGGGGAGCAUCAAGGACAAGAUCAUGCAGGCGGAUAGUGACACGGAGUUCGGAUUACGAAACUACCAGAGCUCCAUGGCCGUGCAGAUCCAUUCAGACGUGAGCAUCCUGUACGCGGACGUGGUGAAUUACACUCACCUGACCACGACUUUGUCGGUGGAGAAACUGGUUAUGGUGCUGCACGACCUCUACGGCCGAUUUGACAUGGCUGCCGCUAUUUACAAGGUCCAGAGGAUCAAGUUUCUGGGCGACUGCUACUACUGUGUGGCCGGUCUGGUUGAGCCCGACCCAGAUCAUGCGGAGAAUGCCGUGUCCCUGGGCCUCUCCAUGAUUUCCCACAUACAGGAAGUGCGGGAAACACGCGAUCUGGAUAUCGACAUGCGCAUAGGAAUCCACUCGGGAAGUCUCUUCGCCGGGGUUAUUGGCCAGGCCAAGCUGCAGUUUGACAUUUGGGGAGCCGAUGUGGACAUUGCCAACCAUUUGGAGGCUACGGGUAAAGCGGGCUACGUUCACAUCAGUGGCAGGACUUUGAGCAACUUAACCCCGUCCAUGUACACGAUUCUUCCGGGAACGGAAGAAGCCCAGAAUGAUCCCGUGCUGCAGAAGCACCCGAUGAACACAUACCUCAUAACCGGCACUCCGUCGGCGAUCCCGUCGCGAAGAGUCACACAUUAUAGAUGGCACCAAUCAGCCAUGGACAUAAAGUCACGACCAAAUAUAGAAUCCUGGAGCUCUUAUAACUCGGUGACCGAAGAGUUACGUGAGGAGUUUGACAAGAUGCCAGUGGGUGGCUUAGGGUGGUAUCGACGGUGUUGUCGAUAUGGCGAAGCCCCAAAGAAUGAAAUGCGGGAAAUCGGACUCUUUUGUGCGACGUUCAAAGAUAAAACGCUGGAAAAGAAUUAUCUGCAGCAGCCGGACUAUAUCUUCAAGGGCUCAAUACUGAUGGCCUGGCUAAUUGGGGUUUGCAUGAUCUACAUUCAGAUCAUUGGCAAUGAUGAUAUUUGCAGACUAUGUGUUGCCGGCCAUAUGGUUGUAUUCACUCUCCUGACUUUUCUGCUAUUCAUCUCGUGGUACAAGAAAGUGUGCUGGUGGAGAGAUGGGCAGAACGAAUACAAGAAGUACAGCAAAUUUAGUUGUAUAAUAUUCCACGUAUACGAAAAGAUCCAGCGCAGUUUAUUCCUAAGGAUUACUUGCUACUUCCUGACUAUAGGCUGUUACUACUCUUCGCUCUGCAUGAUUCUGGUGGACUGCGACAAAAAUAAGUUUGAUCUGGAAUUCAUUGAGAGCAAGCUCUACCACUACGAUAUAAGUUAUACCACAUGCUUCUCUCCGUGGACCUUUACGAACAUGAUGGCGCUCAUUUUGGGAAUGAGCUACACCUUUGCCCGGAUCCCGUUCGCCCUCAAAACCUGCAUCGGCUGCAUGGAGGCCUUCGUCUACUUGCUGAUUCUGUUUUUCGAAUACCAUUUCGUAUUCCAGCACAGCAACACUACGGCUCCCUUUCUGCCAUCGGAAGUAGCGCACUGCGACCGCAUUUUGCUCAUGUUGGUCACUCUUUACAUGAAGGAGCGUCGAAUCGAAUUCAAUGCCAAAACCAACUACAGGCUGAACGUUAAUUUGAAGAACAAGCAACAGGCUGCGACUGCAACUAACCAAUCAAUCAUAAUUCUGCUUAACAACAUUCUUCCUGCUCGUGUUGUCGACAUUUAUCUAAAUAAAUUAGCCCAACAUGAGCUCUACUAUGAAAAUUACCGAAUGAUCUCCGUAAUGUUUGCCAAGCUAAUGAACUUCAAAAUGGAUUUGCCCAGCCUACGCGUGCUAAAUUGCAUAAUCACUGAGUUCGAUAUUCUGCUGAGUCGCUACAAGGAGUAUUACAUGGUUGAAAAGAUCAAGGUCGUUGGUUGCACUUAUAUGGCAGCAUGUGGCUUAGAUUUCUCCAUGGUAUCAUCGGUUAGAAAGGGGCGCCUCACUGAUCUCGAACGGGAUCGCAGCAUUAGCCGCGAAGAGACUUUAGAUAGUAAUGACGAUACCUACGAUGGAGUGGUCUACCUGAUGACAACCUUCGCUUUGGACCUCAUGCGUACCCUGGCUUCGUGCAAUAGGGCCUACGACAGCAUGCCCAUUGAUCGGAGCCUGUCGAGCACUGAGAUAGCCAUUGGAAUUUCCAGCGGCGAGAUAAUGGCUGGCGUAGUGGGCGCUUCACAGCCGCAUUACGACAUUUGGGGCAAUCCGGUAAACAUGGCCUCUCGGAUGCAGUCGACGGGUCUGUCGGGUCACAUACAAGUGACAGAGGAGUCCGCAAAAAUUCUCAUGGACUACGGUAUCCUCUGUCGUCCGCGCGGUCUCACCUUCGUGAAGGGACGCGGCAAAAUUCCGACAUACUUUGUAGAAUUAGACGAAAAUUUGAGCUUUGUUUCAACGAACCCUAAUAUGACACUGGAAUCUCUGAAGUUUUUAUCAAACUUUUCUGGGGAAGAAGAGCUUAACGAAUCGGACAAAGGUGAGACUAAAGGAUCAACGCGGUUGAACACAUAGUGAGCUCUGAUUCGAAGACGAAUUCGAAGCUAAAGCGCUCAUCCUUUGUCCUCGGAUCCAUCUUAGUCUCAGCGCGCAGUAUGUUUGCAGUCUGAGUUGUGUAUUUUAUUUAUG
Messenger RNA from Drosophila kikkawai, 3574 nucleotides. RefSeq names its product adenylyl cyclase X E-like. Lineage: Eukaryota; Metazoa; Arthropoda; Insecta; Diptera; Drosophilidae. The record is from RefSeq and is a predicted model, not a curated record. Gene Ontology annotation, cellular component: plasma membrane. Gene Ontology annotation, biological process: adenylate cyclase-inhibiting G protein-coupled receptor signaling pathway; intracellular signal transduction; cAMP biosynthetic process. Gene Ontology annotation, molecular function: adenylate cyclase activity.